Monascus purpureus is the source of this 2347-nucleotide messenger RNA. The record is from the annotation of a GenBank genome assembly. Lineage: Eukaryota; Fungi; Ascomycota; Eurotiomycetes; Eurotiales; Aspergillaceae.
CGACCGCGUCGCCACGAUCCAAGGCUUAAAGCAUCGUUUCUGCACUAUCUUUUCCCGCCAGCCCAACUUUACUUGGACUCGCCUGUUUUUUACAGUACCGUUUUAUUACGCCUUACUCAACCCGCCCUAACGCGGCCUCGGUUCGGUCCAAGCCCUGGUUGUGCAAUCCAUCCUGGAUACCUACUAGUAGUAGGUGCUUUUGCUGUACAUCCCAGCGCGUCAUUUUGCAUCCUGUCGUCCCUGCUGCCUGUCAGGUGUGAGUGUGCGCGUGCAGUGUUGGCUAAGCUUUUUUAUUAUUUUUUUUAUCACCAUACACGCGCCUACCCACAACAGCGAAAAAGCGCGUAGUCAAAAGUCGCAUUUCAGGUACGCGCCAUAUCUGGGGAAAUAUAAACAAAACGGUCGGAAGGACAGGAAAACAGUUAUACCACAGAUUAUAUGGAUAACAGACCGGCCUCGGAGUACGCGCAGUCAGACCAAGCCUCUGCGGCUGCAGCGGCCGGGACUCAGUACGCAACCCAGCCGCAGCCACCCCCCGAGGUCCGUCCGGCGACGCAGUACACUCCGCAGCCCGAAGUGCGCUCAGCGCCCAUAUCCUCUUCGAACACGCCCCAGUCGGACUACGGUCUGAACCCCCCUCCCGCUGCGCGCUCCCCUGCAUACCCAGAGUAUCUCGCCCGUCCGCCCCAGUACCACCACGUCCCCAACACCCAAGCCGGCGGCGCCGCGGCGGCAGGUAUGGCUCAAGCAGCAAAUCCCUCCAUUGCGGCCUCCAGCCCCACCUAUCCCCCUCCUUACUCGCCCUAUCAGCCUCCGGGUCAUGAUCUGGCUCAGUACCAAGGUCACCCUCCCCCUCCGCAGAUGUAUGCGCGACCGGACUGGGCUCAUGCCUAUCCGCCGCCUCACGGCCUCCCGGGGCCGUACAGCGCUCCUGCAACAACGGUCUAUUCGUUUGUUCCGAUUCCCGGUGCGCAGCAGCACAAGCGUCCACGACGUCGUUAUGAAGAGAUUGAGCGUAUGUACCGGUGCGGGUGGAAUGGCUGCGAGAAGGCAUAUGGCACACUGAACCAUCUGAAUGCACAUGUGACGAUGCAGUCGCAUGGAGCGAAGCGUACUCCGGAGGGUAUGUUCUUUUUUUUUUUGUUGUUGUUGACGAUGCCGACCCGAAGAUCUGGCGGUCGGCCCGAUUUGGCUAGCGGGCCGCUAGUGUUACACUGCUUUGGCGCGGGACCGACAGUAGCGCCAGACGGCGUCGAAGGUUAAGCCGACGCUUCCCUUCCCGCUUCGGCCUGUCCCGCUAGUCCUGCACUUCCCUUCCAGCGUUAAACUUUGACUAGCCUGCCCCGCUCUGCACUGUCUUUACUAUUCGUUCACUAUUCGACCUGUUUGAUCAUGUCUGACUUGGGUUCCAGAGUUCAAGGAGAUCCGCAAGCAAUGGAAGGCCCGCAAGAAGGAGGAAGAGGCUCAACGCAAGGCUGCUGUGGAACGCGAACGUGCCGCCGCGCAGGCCGCUCAGGCUGCACAGGCCAGCCAGGUGGAAGCCGGAGCCCCUGCCGAUCCUACACAGCCGCCUCAACCCGCCUCAUACCCGGCUGGGGUGCGUCCCCAGCUGCCACCGAUCGGCUACCAACCGGCAGACGGCCAGGUGCCGGGGCAGUACGGGGCACCCGGCGCCCCCGGCAUGGUGUACCAGGGCAAUGGACAGAUGGCAUACCCACCGAACUACCCACAUUCUCCAUACGGACAGAAUGGCCAAGUGUAUCAACAACGUGAGUUGGUUAUUUUCUUUCUGAUCGUUUUUCGUCUUUUCCUGGAUCAACAAGGAAAAUUUAUGUAGUUGUUGGUUUUCGAUUUUCACUUUUUUUUAUUCUGCCUUUAUCUCUGCCUCUCUUUCUCUUUCUCUUCGUCGCCAUUAGCGUGAUACAUGCUGAUGGGUUUGUGUCCAGAGAACCAAUCGAAUAACUACGCGCAAUAGAUGUCCUUUCCCCCUAAUCCCCUUACUUUGACUUUAACUUCGUUCAUUCAUUGCGUUUGAAAGUUGCAUACUCUAAUACCAGCAUUCCAGAUCCGCUAUCGCCUUAUCGGGUCUAAUUACAUGAUACCAUGGAAGGGUGGUAAUUCUUCCACUUUUUUCUUCUGUUAAUUUUUCUCCAUCCCUGUUCAUCAGUACUAGGUAGAGGAAGUGGUGGAUGCAUGUAUUUGUGGCGGUGUACUUGAGUUACCUAGAGUACACCCUUAAUCCUGAAGUGAGGAUAAUUGUUAAUGGGGUAAUAGUCGAGUACCGUGGACAUACUGUACAAUGAACUAAUCAGUGCUGUACAUUUCCUGUGGUAUUGCAAUGUACUCC